Maniola jurtina (meadow brown) is the source of this 1965-nucleotide messenger RNA. RefSeq names its product actin-related protein 8 (gene Arp8). The coding region runs from base 242 to 1930 and encodes 562 amino acids. The record is from RefSeq and is a predicted model, not a curated record. Gene Ontology annotation, biological process: double-strand break repair; regulation of DNA-templated transcription. Lineage: Eukaryota; Metazoa; Arthropoda; Insecta; Lepidoptera; Nymphalidae. Gene Ontology annotation, cellular component: Ino80 complex. The transcript has 2 exons.
UAGGGUAAUAAAUAAUAAUGUAAAUGUUCUGUGGUGAUGGUCUUUGCGUGGUGUUUUUCAUAAAUUAGUGUUUUUUGUUGCCAAAGAUAAACGGUUUGAUUUUGUUUUACGGGUUUUACGGUGAUUUUUAUACGCCUUCGAUUAGGUAGGAACGCAUGGGUUUCAUCGGUUUCGUUUUCAACAAGGAAACAAUAUUCAUGAUCGUCACGCAGUCCCAAGUUAACGCUUUGUACAAAAUCAAAUGAGUGUGCCUACUUACGACGCCGGCCCAGAGCAUUUUCAGCAAUUUCCUUCGAACAGGAUAAUUGUAAUACACCCCGGAUCACUCUACGUUCGCAUAGGGCGCGCAUCUGAUCUACUACCAGUGAAACAACUUCAUUGUAUAGCGAGAAAACGCCAUCCCGGAGGGAAAAUCUACCGCGAUCCUUUCGUGCCGCCGAGCGUGCCCAAGACGAAAGAACUGAUCGAGGAGCUGGAAGAAUGUCGUCUGCAGAUCUCCCACACGCUGCAGUCCUGUAUGCAGUCGCACGGCGGGCGGCGGUAUGCCACGCCGCCGCAGCAGAUCGCGGCUUUCAACCGCCGCUCGCUCCCGGAGCCCGCAGCCGACGGGGAGGCGUGGCCGCAAGUGCAGUGCGACCUCGUGGUGGGUGACCUGGUGCUGGACGUGGACCCCGAGCUGCCCUACAACGUGCACUUCCCGUUCCGCCGCGGCGACUUCAACUUGCACUCCGAAGUCGGCGGCUCCAUCUCCUCCGUUCUCAACGACCUCUUUACCAUUUGGAGCUCAAUUAUUGAAUACAAGCUGGGCAUACCCUUGAUGGAACUGGUGAAGUACCGCUGUGUUCUAUUGAUACCAGAUAUCUAUUCGAGAAGUCAUCUAAAGUACCUUACAUCGCUAUUAUUGAAAGAUUUAGGAUUCGGUCACUGCUUUCUUGUUCAAGAAAGUGUAGGAGCGACAUUCGGAGCGGGCAUAGGCUCUGCCUGUGUUGUAGAUAUCGGUGACCAAAAGACUGCCAUUUCGUGCGUUGAGGAUGGCAUCUCACAUAAAACUACAAGAUUAAGAAUGGAUUAUGGAGCCGGGGACGUAUGUCAGGCUUUGUCCUGGAUGUUCCACAAGAGUGCAUUCCCAUACAAGAAUUGGAAUGAAAAUGUCCCAAGAGAUGUUUUCCUGAUGCGCAACUUGUACCAGGACUUUUGUCACAUCAAUUUAGACGUCUGCGGACCUCAAGAGAAGACAUUUCUAGUUGACCAUCCUGGAGAUAUAGUGAAUAAAUAUACUUUACAAGUUGGUGACGAAUGUAUCAUAUCACCGCUGUCCUUGUUUUACACGGAUCUACUUAAAAUAACCGGGCAGAAGACUACUAAAAUUCAAACUCGGCAACCUAGUGAUGCAGAGGACCCUUUCGAUGCUGAGUUUUUGAGAGAAACAGGAAGAAAACGUGAGCCAGCCGACCCUACGGCGAAUGAAAGUCAACAGUUUGAAGGGGCGAAUGAAAGUCAGCCAACGGCAAACCCUGAUGAUGAUAUAGUGGUGGAUACUUUAGAAAAUGGUCCAGGAGAGGUCACCCUGGCCCCUGGCCAAGUUUUGAGUUUGGACGCUGCAAUACUUCAAAGUAUAGACUGUUGUCCGACUGAGGAGUUAAAACGUAAAAUGUACAGUAGCAUAUUAAUCGUGGGUGGAGGUGUUAAAGUCCACGGCCUCAACUUGUGGCUUCAGAACAAGCUAGCUUUGCAAAUCCCUUACACGUACAAGACUGAGCAGCUGGAGAUAGUGACCUCCCCCAAGGACAUAGACCCCGCCAGCACUGUGUGGAAGGGUGCAGCCGUUAUGUCGUGCUUGGAGUCUGCAGCCGAGUUGUGGAUUAACCAGAUGGAGUGGAAUAGAUAUGGGCUCAAAAUAUUAAGAGAAAGAGCUCCUUUUAUUUGGUAAAGUAACUUUUGAUUCUUAGAAAAAAGAUUGUUUAA